Molecule: messenger RNA, 1872 nt
Organism: Dacryopinax primogenitus
Lineage: Eukaryota; Fungi; Basidiomycota; Dacrymycetes; Dacrymycetales; Dacrymycetaceae
Exons: 8
Coding region: 143-1654 (503 amino acids)
Biological process (GO): lactate metabolic process
Molecular function (GO): L-lactate dehydrogenase (cytochrome) activity; heme binding
Source: RefSeq, a predicted model, not a curated record
CAGUGGGUUAGAUUGGUCGUGAUAUACGUCUGCUCAUCGGGGCACUCCAACGGAAUAACCAAGGUCAUCUCCAGACUAUAUAUCACCCACAGCAUCGCACCUAAACACACCCUACCUCAUCCUCAACUCCCCGUACUUCAUCAUGGCUAUCCAGAGACUCAUAUCUGGAACGGAGGUCUCCAAGCAUAACACCCGCGAGAGCUGCUGGAUCAUCGUACAUGGAAGGGUGUACGAUGUUACCGAUUUCCUCCCUGAACACCCAGGAGGGAUGAAGAUCAUUCUCAAGUACGCAGGGAAGGAUGCUACCGAAGAGUAUGACCCUAUCCAUCCUCCCGACGCUAUCACCACCAAUUUGCCCCCGGAGAAACAUCUAGGAGUCAUCGACCCCAACACCGUUACUCAGGUUGUGAGGGAAGUGACAACAGAGGAGAUUGCACGACAGGAACGACAUGAACGUAAACCGCCGUUGGAUGAGAUCCUCAACUUGCAUGAUUUCGAGGCCAUCGCCCGUGCUGUUAUGCCCGAAAAGGGGUGGGCCUACUACUCCUCCGCAGCGGACGACGAGAUCACCCACCGAGAGAACCAUCUCGCCUACCAUCGUGUCUGGUUCCGUCCCCGCAUCCUGCGCGAUGUCCACCAAGUGGACUGGAGCACGACCAUCCUAGGGCAGAAGAGCGCGAUGCCGGUGUACAUCAGCGCUACUGCGCUGGGAAAGCUCGGUCACCCCGAAGGAGAACUCAACCUUACCCGCGCCGCUGGGAAAUAUGGGAUCAUCCAGAUGAUCCCUACGCUCGCGAGCUGCAGCUUUGACGAGCUAGUGGAUGCUACUGUACCUGGCCAGUCCCAGUUCCUUCAACUGUACGUGAGCAAGGAUCGCGCGAUCACGAAGCGGUUUGUGCAGCACGCAGAGAAGCGCGGGAUCAAAGGUCUGUUCAUUACUGUCGACGCGCCCCAGCUUGGCAGGAGGGAGAAAGACAUGCGCAUGAAGUUUGAGGAUACUGGCAGCGCGGUCCAGCAGGAAACGGGGGAGAAGGUGAACAAGAGUGAGGGCGCGGCGAGGGCAAUCUCGAGCUUCAUCGAUCCUAGUCUGGCUUGGAAGGACAUUCCCUGGUUCAGGAGUAUCACCAAGAUGCCCAUCAUACUCAAAGGUGUCCAAUGCUGGGAAGACGCCGUCCUCGCUGCAGAAGCCGGGCUACAAGGUGUCGUCCUCUCCAACCACGGCGGUAGACAAUUGGACUUUGCCCGAUCGGGAAUCGAGAUCCUGGUGGAGGUCGUCGCCGCACUCCGGGAAAGGAACCUCUUCCCCAACCCGAAUUUCCAGAUCUUCGUCGACGGAGGCGUGCGUCGUGCCACGGACGUGCUCAAGGCCGUAGCUCUGGGCGCCACAGCCGUCGGCAUUGGCAGGCCGUUCAUCUACGCGUACUCUGCUUAUGGACAGGCCGGAGUCGAGCGCGCGCUCACUAUCCUCAACGAGGAGUUCGAGAUGAACAUGCGCCUCAUCGGUGCGCCAACGCUGAAGGAUGUUGUGCCCGCUAUGGUGGACGCGAGCAACAUCACCAUGCACGUAUCCAACGUCCCGGAUGAUAGGCUGUAUCACGCGAAUUACGAAUCCAUGCAACGUAGCGAACUGCGCACUGUCAUGUCUAAGCUCUAGGACCUGCACCUCGUUCUGCACAUCUGCACCGUCUGCCUUGGGUGUCGACUGUGUUAAGGCGCCGAUUAGGCGCAAGGUGUAGCUGUAAUACGAUUCUUGUAGAGCUUACGUGCCUGCAUGCUUUUUGGUCCGAGAACGACUGAACGAUCUGAUGGUUAAGAGUAUCCCGCAUCAUGAGCUUCCCCAACAAAUAUUUAAUAUGUUACGAGAAUGCACUU